AUGGACACGAAACUGAGAGCAUUAAAAGUUCAAGAACUGAAAGAAAUCCUUUCAAAGGCUUCUAUACCUCCAGGAAAUGCAAAGAAGCAGGACCUUAUCAAUAAAAUUUUAGCAAACCCUCCUGCUAUAGACGUCUUUCACACUCUUCAUCCUGGUACUAAACCAAAGAACUCUAAACCAGCACCACCUCCAUCUACUGACGAUGAUCUCCUCGCUCCUCCAGAAGAAAUCGACUGGACGGUAGAAGAGUCUAUUACAGUAGAACCUGCAUCUCCGCCCAAAGAAUCUGAACAGCCUCUUCCAUCACCUGCACCAGCCGUCGCCGCUCCACCCGCACCUGAACCCGAACCCGCACCUGCCGUGCAGUCGGAAGAGGAUAAACGCAAAGCUCGUGCAGCUCGUUUUGGCACAGCUUAUGUUGAACCCGUUCAGAAACAACCGAAAAAGGCUGCUGGCGAGAAACCCGACAUACUCAAGGCCCGAGCAGAGCGGUUUGGUUUUGUCGCUUCCGUCGCCAAGGGUAGAGGAAAGCGCACAGCACCUGUCGAAAACGUUGAUCCUGAGGAGCAGGAGCGUAGGAGGAAACGCGCUGAACGGUUUGGCUUGCCACUAUCCGGCAAGGCGUAA
This is a messenger RNA of Suillus subaureus, 627 nucleotides long. RefSeq lists its product as uncharacterized. The transcript is spliced from 7 exons. Gene Ontology annotation, biological process: poly(A)+ mRNA export from nucleus. The record is from RefSeq and is a predicted model, not a curated record. Gene Ontology annotation, cellular component: nucleus. Bases 1 to 627 code for a protein of 208 amino acids. Lineage: Eukaryota; Fungi; Basidiomycota; Agaricomycetes; Boletales; Suillaceae.